GAUUGCUGGAAGCAGAAAAUAAAGGAAAUCCAUCGAGGAGAUACUUCGGUGGUUGGUGACAAACCUCAGAUUAAAGACUCAGCGACCAUUCACUGUCAUUCCGGCGAGUUAACUCCGAUAGGCAGACAGAGCGAUUCUUGAUUCCCCAAGGGAUACGAAUUAGUCGAUUCUUUCUGACUCGAAGAGAUUUUACAAAGAAGAACACCACGGCGGACACGAUGGCAGUCGCAGCAGCUCAAAAGAACCGUGAAAUGUUCGCGAUCAAGAAGUCCUACAGUAUUGAGAAUGGCUACCCGUCGAGAAGGCGGUCUCUUGUGGAUGAUGCUCGCUUCGAAUCGUUAGUCGUGAAGCAAACGAAACAGAGCGUUCUGGAAGAAGCACGUCAACGAGCGAAUGAUGAUCAGUCGAGCGAUGAUGAACAGGUGGAAUCAUUGGCCUGCGCAGCCAAGGACGGAGAAGCCAAAGCUGAAGUUUCGUCGGAUAGCGAUAUCGGCAAAGCAGAUGAGGAUUAUGAUGAUGACGCCGGGUUGACCGAAGAGGAAGUAGUGCUGGCAAAGACGAUCGCUGAGAGUCCGGAGAGCGAAUACAGCGUGCAAAAAGCGGCGCUGGUCCUGCGUAUGAGAGAAGGAAUCGGUUCCCUGGCGAGGAUCUUGAAGACGAUCGAGAAUUUUAAGGGAACGGUGACCCAUGUCGAGUCUCGAGCCUCAAAGAAGGAAGGGAUAAAGUUUGACGUACUGGUGAAGGUCGAUAUGACCAAGCAGAGUCUGCUUCAACUGAUCAGGAACCUCCGUCAGAGCGUCGCGUUGGACGGCGUCACUUUGCUCGCGGACAACUCCGUCAGCAUCAAGGAUCCUUGGUUCCCCAGGCACGCGUCCGAUCUGGACAACUGCAACCACUUGAUGACCAAAUACGAGCCCGAUCUCGACAUGAACCAUCCCGGAUUCGCUGACAAGGAGUACCGUGCUCGUAGGAAGGUGAUCGCAGAAAUCGCGUUCGCGUACAAGUACGGCGACCCGAUACCCAACAUCCCUUACACCGAAACGGAGAACGAGACUUGGUCCCGCGUGUUCAACACGCUGAUUGAUCUGGUCCCGAAGCACGCUUGUAUAGAGUAUCAAAAAGUGUUCAAGAAGAUGCAGGAGGAGAAAAUCUUCGAACCGCACCGUAUACCGCAACUGCAGGAAGUCAGCGAAUUCUUGAAGAAGAACACCGGAUUCAGCUUGAGACCUGCGGCUGGCUUGCUCACCGCCAGGGACUUCUUGUCCAGUCUCGCCUUCAGAGUGUUCCAGAGCACUCAAUACGUCCGUCAUAUCAACAGCCCGUACCAUACUCCUGAACCAGAUUGCAUCCACGAACUCUUGGGACACAUGCCGCUACUUGCCGAUGCUAGCUUCGCACAAUUCUCCCAAGAGAUCGGGCUGGCUUCUCUCGGCGCCUCAGACGAGGAAAUUGAGAAAUUAUCCACCAUUUACUGGUUCACCAUCGAGUUCGGUUUAUGCAAGGAGGGUUCGGAAGUGAAAGCUUAUGGCGCAGGACUUCUGUCCGCUUAUGGAGAACUCCUUCACUCGGUGAGCGAUAAGUGCGAGCAUCGACCGUUCGAUCCAGCUACCACCGCUCUUCAAAAGUAUCAGGAUCAAGAAUACCAGCCGAUUUACUACGUAGCGGAGAGCUUCGCAGACGCCAAAGAGAAAUUCCGUCGUUGGGUGGCCACCAUGAGCAGACCCUUCGAAGUUAGAUACAAUCCGCACACUCAACGCGUCGAGGUGCUCGACAGCGUUGAUAGGUUGGAAGGCUUGGUCUCCCAGCUGAACACGGAGAUGACCCAUCUCACGAAUGCCAUCAACAAGUUAAAGGGUUCCUUCGCGUAAAUCACCCUAUAACGCAACACGACUACUCCUCUCUCGCAGAAAAUCAUCGAGUUCUCAAACCCAACCUCUCUCCUCGAGACCCGUAGAAAAUGCUCAUGUUAAAUUCAGUUCAAGUCAACCGCAGACCCAACUUCAGUUAUCCUAAAUGCGCAUAUAGGUAUAAUUAUAAAUUUCGUUGAAAAAUCGAGAUCUUGACUCGGUGAUCUAUACGUGACGUCAUUCGCAUCAUUGUUCGCAUUAAGUCUCACUCUGUGUAUAAAGUCGCCCAUCCGCGUAGCUGAACGCGCGAGCGCGUAUUCCAAUUCGGUGUUCAAAUUAGAUUACUCGUAUUAUUCACAAUACGAGCGACGCCGACGUGUUUAACCGCGCCUCACGUGUUAUUUAUUGAAUUCGCGUUCUCUUGCAAGGAAGAAAGUAUUAUUGGAGGAUCUCCGUGUCUGAACGGGCCAACGGGCUCGGUUCCGGUACGCCUUAAACGUUUCGCGCGUGUAUAUUUCGUAACGUCAUACUGUGUUGUAUUUUAUUCUAUUGUAUUAAUUAUUAUUAUUACGUUGAACAUGAAGUAAUCGCGUAGUCGCGUUCCAAUUUUUGCUUCAUCCAGCCGUUUUCAUUAGAACGUAAUCGACGUUGCGCUGUCCUCGCCUAUUAGCUGUGUAGCAGGACGGCUAGUAUUAUAAAGCAAUGUAGGUUCUUUAUAUUAGAUAAUUAUUAACGAACGGAUAGCUCUUGAGAAACGCGUCCGUCCUCCGGCGCGAUAGACAAUAAUCGAAGGUAAACGAUCAUUUGCGGUGCACUCAUGCUAAUCGACAAUCGUACAAGGCAGAGAAUUACUUUUAUUUUUAUAUACAUGUGUACGGCUCAGUUUUGAAAUAGCAUAUACGAUCGUUCGAUGAGAACGAAGAACGGGGGACGGCGUUUACCUUUCUCGAGAUGCUCAUUGACCAUUCGCCGGCAAUAACUUCGAUAAUGAAGUCCGUGUUGUAUUUAGAGACGCACCAAGUCUAGCGUGUAGUGAGAAUUCUCGCUUGUACGCACCCUGCACUACUUUUUCUCUCCUCCCGGUCGCUAACUCGUACCAAAUGCGAUUUCCCGCGUUCACGUCGACGCGCACCUACAGCGCGUUUCCGUUCACCUGUAGAAGACGUCCGACGCGUUCGCUAGAUUUUCUUUGUAUUAUAUUGUAAAGUAUUCAGAGCAUAAUAAAAGUCUAAGAUAUGAAUCUUA
Messenger RNA from Ceratina calcarata, 3092 nucleotides. RefSeq names its product tyrosine hydroxylase ple (gene ple). Gene Ontology annotation, biological process: dopamine biosynthetic process from tyrosine. Gene Ontology annotation, molecular function: tyrosine 3-monooxygenase activity; iron ion binding. The transcript is spliced from 7 exons. Gene Ontology annotation, cellular component: perikaryon; cytoplasm; axon. The record is from RefSeq and is a predicted model, not a curated record. NCBI's taxonomy places the organism in Eukaryota, Metazoa, Arthropoda, Insecta, Hymenoptera, Apidae. Bases 219 to 1868 code for a protein of 549 amino acids.